Molecule: messenger RNA, 975 nt
Organism: Oikopleura dioica
Lineage: Eukaryota; Metazoa; Chordata; Appendicularia; Copelata; Oikopleuridae
Source: the annotation of a GenBank genome assembly
AUGCUUUUAGCUGUGCUUUCGCUUUUUCAAAGAGUUCAUGGAACUUGUGAUUUAUUCACAAUCGAAUGUCAUGAUACCGGUGCUCAAUUCACCUUAGAUACGGCUUGCUAUAACAGUACCUCCGAUGUAUCUUUUUCGUCGGAUCUCUCUGGAGUUUAUUUGGCCAGAAGUCAUAACGAAAGUACAGUUUCUGGGGAUUGCAUCGUUGCUGGCUCCCAUCUUGCUGAGUACUACAAAUGCUUUACUGCAAAUGAAGAUGCUUCAGGUCAAAUUGAUACGAACUAUACGGCUGAAAUAGUCCAUAGCAUGACGAUCGAUGGCACAAACUUAACAAUCGCCCGAUAUGGCGAAGUUUUCUGCGAGCCCAGAAUUUCUAUUGAUGACUCGAAGAAAGCGAUGCUCAUUUCUGAGAAAAAAAUCGUUGGUAGCCAGCCCCAACAAAAUGCACCCGUCAUCCAAAUCGAAGUCAACGGCGGAGACACGCUCGGAAGUUACGUGAAUGUCUCGGUUAAAAGUGUGACUGACGAUGAACUUUACAGCCAAGAGCUAGUUGACUGCAACGUCACAUCAGAAGGAUCUACAAGAGUGCGCGCAUACGUUGUUUCAAGGGUUUACGUACCUUUUUGCGGGACCACGAUCUCAAAAAUCGAGUCCUGUGGUGUUGUUUCCUUGGCACUUUCUUUGGAAAAAACUGCUGAUGAAUCAACAGCAAUAGCGAAUAUUGAUGAUAAUGCUGUGUAUCUUUGCUUCAACUUUAGUCCAUAUAAGACAUGUCAGAUGUUUGAUGGAAGUAGUGUUAGCAUGAUCACUUCUGAUGCGAGCUACGACCACGAUGGUGCUUGUCUCGCCAAUUACAAGGGGUACCCUUUAGCUGUGGGAACUUACAGUGGCGUUCAAGUGGCCUACUACUCGGCAACAACCGGGUGGAACUAUCUUGCUGAUCAUCCUGGAGAGUAUGGAGACAUUGAAUUGUGA